Messenger RNA from Diorhabda carinulata, 3545 nucleotides. RefSeq names its product breast cancer anti-estrogen resistance protein 3 homolog. The transcript is spliced from 9 exons. The record is from RefSeq and is a predicted model, not a curated record. Bases 652 to 3312 code for a protein of 886 amino acids. Lineage: Eukaryota; Metazoa; Arthropoda; Insecta; Coleoptera; Chrysomelidae. Gene Ontology annotation, molecular function: guanyl-nucleotide exchange factor activity; phosphotyrosine residue binding. Gene Ontology annotation, biological process: small GTPase-mediated signal transduction; positive regulation of peptidyl-serine phosphorylation.
CUGCGCAUUUUGUAAUUUUCUUCAUAUUUACAUUUUACUUGAGCGGCUACUGCUUUGAACAGCGCCUACACGAAUAGGGAAGGGUCCCAAUUAUUAUAGGCGAUAUCCGAUAGCUAUCCCUAACGAUAAUAUAGAUUUUAUCAAUAAAAUAAACCUUUCCUCACCAAUCAAUCAAACACAAUCGGUUUCGCUUUGCCUACUACUACUCGAACACAAAUUCACACGAUUGCUGACAGAAUAAGUCGAAAGCGGAUUCCAUACGUUUUUCUAGGUAUACCAAGCAUAUAACAUUGUGUUGGCUUAGAGUGUUGCGAUCGCUGUUAUUCAAAUGUUUGGCUAUAGUCACGUUCUUUAGCCGACUAUAUCGUAGUAGGUAAAGAAAUUUAAUAAGCGAAGAAUUUUAAGUGGAAGAAGGGCGAAGUAAAAGUGCUCAGAGGGUGGUACUGUGACUUUACAGUUCUUUAUUAUUUUGUGAGGGCAGUGGUGUGAAAUCAAAGCUGGUUAUUUUGUGCAGUGAUUUCUCGUAAUUUUUGGAAUUAUAGAAAACUGAAUAGAAAUUAUAAUAUGAAUUAGAUUAAACCGAAAAAAAUAAUAGGAAUAUAUAAUAAAUAGUGCAGUUCUAGUGAUGGCAAUCACAAAGGUCGUCGAGCAAUGGGAAAAGGAGCUAGUAAAUUAAAGAGAAAAUCUAGUAUUCAGAAUCUAACCUGGAGCAAAUUUGGCUCCCUUCCUUUACGUUCAAAUAAAUCUCGUUUAAGAAAAGAAAACGCCUUCCAGCCAGCUAAAAAACACAAAGAUGUAUCCGUUUGGUUGCGAGAACUCGAACUCGAGGAAUACCAAGAAUUGUUCAAGACUUAUCAGGGAGUGGAAGAUCUGCUGGAGAUGUCUGAGCAGGAUAUCAAGGAGUUGGGAGUGAAAAAAUCAUCGCACAGAGCGAGGAUAAUCAGUAGUUUGACAUAUCUACGAGCUAAAUAUCAUGAAAAUAUCAUCGUUUCGCCUAUCCGCCACAGCGUUGCAGUCGAUAGUAGAAGCAAAUUGAAACGUGACGAUACCUUAACCGACUUGAGGGUUGUGAGUGAGGCCGUUCCAAGUAAAAGUUUAAACAACUUAAUAAUGGAACCAAUAGCAGAUCCAGGUAUGAACGCGGCCGAACUCCGUAAAGCUCUCGAAUGGGAGCUCUCACUAGAUAGCAGAGAUCUCCGAUCGCACGCUUGGUAUCACGGAGCAAUCCCGAGAGUACGGGCCGAAGAAAUCGUACGAGAGGAAGGUGAAUUUCUAAUCAGAGAUUGCACUUCGCAGCCUGGUAACUACGUGCUUAGCUGCAGAACGAAAACGCAUCCCAUACACUUUGUUAUCAACAAGAUUAUUCUACAACCAGAUACAGUUUACGAAAGAGUGCAAUACCAAUUCGAAGACGAUGCAUUUGAUACAGUACCAGAUCUGAUUACCUACUACGUGGGCUCAGGGAAACCUAUAACGAUAGCUUCUGGUGCAAGAAUUCAAGUACCGAAAAAUCGAAUGUAUCCACUUUCUUUCUACGCUUCUAAGUAUCCGACGCCUUUGCCACAAAGUAGACUAACUUCUCCAGCUAGUACUCCGGUAGGUCAUCAGUAUCGCCAUAGUCCUUUACAGCCUUAUAGGCCUAGUAAUUCACCUACUAGGCCUUCAAGAGAUGGGGCUCCAAGGCUGCCUUCGAAGAAACAAAGAAGUCAGUCUUUGACGCCAUCUGAGGUGAACAGAAUAUCUCAGGAAAAGUGCAAUAGUGCUGAUGGCAUUAUCCAAUCACCUUUAAUGACCAGAUCGGCUGGAGCGGAUUCUAUUGGUCAUAAUCUUCGAUUCUCUUCACAUUCUUUACCUCGAAAUUCUUACAAUAAACUUUCGUUAUCGUCUAGUGCUAAUACAUUGGGAAGAGACUGUCGUAGUCGAGUUAAUAGUGAUAAUACCUUGUCUCCGUGUUCAGAAAGACAAUUUAUAUCCGGUAACGAUUCGGGUUUAUCUGACUCGCCUCCCCCGAAACCUUCGCGCGUUCCCAGCUUAGUAAGGACGGAAUCGAAAGAUUCUGAUGUAACAGAAGGUCGAUAUAGUGUAGAUGGUAUCACACACGGCGGUUUACAAAGAGUAACGUCUUACCACGCGUCCGGUUCCGAUUCUGGUAACGGUUCUGGUGAUUCCGCCAUGAGUUCGGUUACCGAUACCGGUGAAGUUCCUAAAUCGGGAGGUGUAAUAAUCAAAAAUCCCAGAUACAAUAUGUCCACAUCCGAAUCUUCCACUACUCUUAAAAACUUUGAAAUAGACUGUGCAUCCGCCGAGGAAAAGUUGUUUCAGAUGGCGUUGCCGGAAUGUGAUUUAUCGUCUCGUUUCGAUCUAGAAAACUUUCAAACUUUAAUGCUUCCCGUUCACGAGAACAAACCAUUAGACGCCCAGGCAUUAAGAAAGAUCAAAAUGACGCUAUUCGAAUCAGGGCCCAGGAUUUUAGCCAAUCAUCUUACUAGAACUGAUUUGGAUCUAAUAUUUGGGACACGGGAAGAGGGAAACGUCAAGUCCAAACUAACGUUAGGAAUAAAUUUGUGCGCUCUUCCGCAUGGUCAUCAAUUUCGGAUGGAUCUAAUUGAAAGGACUGAAUGUUUAAAAUUGUUAGUGGCCGUAACGAUUUUAACUUGCGCAGAUGAAUCCGAGAGAACGGACACUUUGAACAAGUGGAUAGAAAUAGCAAUAGAUACAAAAACUGCACUCGGAAAUCUUUUUGGUUUCUGUGGAAUAAUGCUGGGAUUAUGUUUACCGCAGAUUGAAAGAUUGAAUACCACGUGGCAUAUGUUACGACAAAAAUACACCGAUUCUGCCUUUAAUUUCGAAGCAAAACUCCGCCCAACAUUAAAGAACAUGAAUAGUUGCUCAAACCCCCAAGCACCGAAUACAACAAUACCCCAUUUGUUGCCCCUUAUUCUCCUUUUAGAACGAAAUUUAGAUGAUUUUCUUGCUUCUAACGAUCAAAAUCAGUUAUCCCAAAUAACUUUGGGUUUUUGGGAAUGGAAUACCCAAGAUUUUGGUAUAGGAACGCUUCUAAAUCACAUGGAGACAGCUAGAAAAUAUUUGGAAUUGUGCCCUACGUACCAAAGAAACGCCGAAAUUGUUUUAGGAGAAGCUCGAACUGAUGAACUAACUUUAGAUAUAUUCAGAACCGAGUUUCAGCUUAAAUUUCUUUGGGGAUCGAGAGGGGCUUUCGCCAAUUCAGCAGAGAGACAUUCCAAAUUCGAUCAAGUCCUGACUGUAAUGGCCGAAAAGUACUGUAAUUUUAAGAACGAAAGUGAGGUGUAGUACCAUUGUGAUCAUUUUAAUUUUAGUUAUUUAAAAUUAUAAACAAAAGCGUUGAAUGUUCUAAGCAAUCAAAAUUAGUUUCGUCAAAGAAACAAGAAACUGAUCUCGAAGGCCUUUUGAGUUCAUAAACUGAGCACUGUUUUUGUUUUGUAUAGAUUUUAUUAAAUUAUUUUUUAAAUUUAUUAUUAACGACGGUGUCCUUUCAGAGAUCGGUAAAAAUUUUCGAAAAAGAA